This is a messenger RNA of Limulus polyphemus (Atlantic horseshoe crab), 5256 nucleotides long. RefSeq lists its product as uncharacterized. Gene Ontology annotation, cellular component: terminal bouton. The record is from RefSeq and is a predicted model, not a curated record. Lineage: Eukaryota; Metazoa; Arthropoda; Merostomata; Xiphosura; Limulidae. The transcript has 3 exons. Gene Ontology annotation, molecular function: transmembrane receptor protein tyrosine kinase activator activity; protein binding. Bases 445 to 972 code for a protein of 175 amino acids. Gene Ontology annotation, biological process: positive regulation of MAPK cascade.
ACUGGGAUGAGCUUAUUAGCUCCCUUUUGGCCUGUCUAGAAAAACCUUAAAGUUAUUAGCUGCAUUAUUUCCAAGAAAGAAAGAACAAACGAACGAAAAACAAGAAAAAAAAUAUUUUGCUUUUUGAUAAAUUAGCAAAACUUGUUAUCUCAGACGACCACACCACGCAGUUUUGUGUUCAACACCAAAAGUAUAAAUAAACUGAAUGCAGUAAAACAAAUUCUAAAGUCCAGCGCAUCCUAAAUCUUCCAACCCCGAUCUUAGCUUUCUUCACCUGUAGUUGUCCGAUUGACGCAGGCGUACUAGCAUCAGCCUUCAGCACCUGCCAGUAGAAGCGGGACGUGGUAUGUUUCAUUGACAAACGGACGCCUGUGUCGGCCGUAGCGUGCACAGAGCAAAGCUUACAAACCGUAAGUAUUCGACAGUGUUUCAAUAACCAGCCUGAUGAGGAGAGCGUCACUAUGGACAAUUUGGCCGUCGCUGCUGCUGCUGAUACUCGCUCUGAGAUCAAGCAGGGCUGGGCAUUCUACUGUUGACCUCAGUGGGACUCGAACUAACCUCCCUUCAUCGGUCAGACAUCAGCAAGAGCGCAGGAGCCACCAACCAUUUCUUGGGCCAUGGCAGUCUGAACAAGUUUCUGACCCCUGGUUUCCGUAUACCAAUGGUUAUAGACAACGGAGAAAGUCAAAUGAUAAACUCUUUAUCAGAGAUCGACGUGAAUCUCGACAGUACGAUGUACCCCAGAUUGAGUGCCCACCAGCUGAAGAUGGAACAGACAGAUUUGCAUGUCCCACCCCUGACAGAAUGAGUCGGUACCGAUGCAUAGACGAUCAUGAGCUGUGCGAUGGUUUCAUUGACUGUCCUCAAGGGGAAGAUGAAGAUAGACAAGCCUGUAUGUUUUAUAAAACGACGAAAGCUCAUCUAGAUGUGUUGGCUGACGCUUUAUUAAGAUGGGCAAGAGGGCGCUUUUGAAGAACAACUUUAAUCUGGAAGCUAAGGCCAGAGUCCAUUCGUGAGGGUGUUUCCACAACACUGCUUAUAUCCGAGCCCUCCCUUCUUAGUUUUACCUUUUGUUUUAUGUUUAUUAACUAAGCUUUUAAAAGUUGUCGUUAUUGUUUUGUGUUUUUUUUCUUCAAAAUAUUGAAAUAUUAAAAUAAUUAACUGUUAUAAAAGAUUCUUCUAUAACUUCUUCCCACUACUAAUUUCUAAUUUUUGUUGUUGUCAAAUCCUUCUUCCAUCUUGUUUAAAAAUUUCGCUUAUCUCAGUCUGACUAUAAACUAUUUUUUUGCUCCUUUCAAGAUGAACCCUCCACCAAUAGAGGAACUUUCGAAAAACAAAACAACAAUCAUCCUGAGAGUCUUUAAAAACGCUAUACAGUCGUGUGCGUCUUGUUAUUUUAGUUUCUGUAGGAGAACCUUAUAUGUCAUUUUCUUAAAUUGAAUAUUAAAGAAAGAUAACAUAUACCGCUCGAUUCAGUUACUCGCUUUGUUAAUAUAUAUAUAUAUAAAGGGAGUCAUUCAUAAAUGCACUGUUUGUUUCGCAAAAUCUGGCUCAUAAAGAAUGCCUAUAUGUGAUGAGUUGUUGAAAAUUUUUAGGGGUGUUUUCUCCUGAUUAUGUUGACUAUUUAUCGCUCGCUUAGUGACUGUUCGUUAGCACGUUAUUAACUGGACACUAGAUACAUUAAUGUUUAAGAGCAAGAAUUUUAUUAGUUUUGCCCCUGGGUGCUACCAACCGUGUUAGUAUUAAUGAUAUUUACUUGUUUCAGGAAAAACUAUACUUUGUUGUCGGAUGUAUCUGUUAUUGUGGCAUAUUGUCUGUGGAGGAAUUUAUGAUGCUUAACUUUAAACACAUCCAUAUUUACAAUCAAUAAUGUUGUAAACUCCAACAAGAUAAAAGGUAAUUUAAAAAGUUUCAUCAUAUUACAAUCAAUUAUACGGAAAUAUAUGUAUAUGUGUGUGUGUGUGUGUGUAUAAAUAUAUUAAAUAUACAGAAUAGGCUAGCUAUGACAAAGCCGGUUUAUUCUCGCCUCUAAUUAUUAUGUCAGUCACAGUUGUGGUAGAUAACCGUAUUGCUUGGCCAUUGUGUGAAAUAUAUAAAUAUAAAAUGUAAUAUCAAUGUAUAAUUGUGUGUUUCUUAGUAACAAAACAGCCUUCACGUUAAGCAGCUGUUACCAUGACGACGGUCUGUGUUUGGACAUUGAAGUCCACUCUUACUGUUGUUACGCGAACUUCCGACUCUGUUUUUAUUUUUCUCAGUAAGACUGAAUAUCACUGCUAAAUCUUGAGAUAUUACAAUGUAACGUUAAUGACAGUUGAAGGUUUAAUGUUAAUCGUAGAUAUUCAUUUCGUUGUCCUAUACCUCCCGAAAUUAUAAGCACUGUAUAAAAAAUGUAUAAACUCAUCCUUUCCUAAUAACGUUCCAACAUAAAGAUAGAACAUACUUAAAACUUCUGUUUUCAUUUAAUAGUGCUCACCCAGAAUAGAAAAGGAUCUUUAAUGUGUUGUUAUUUUUUCUCCUCACAGCCGAAUGGUGAUUUUUCAAAAGUGUUAUGAAUAUGUGUGUGUGUGUAUUAUCAGGAGAGGAUUAAACUUUAGUAAACUUUUUAUAAUCAGAUUCCCCGCUUUCAUUUAAAUACUAAUUAAGCACGCAUGCCAAGUGCCAGAUACCAAUCCAAAACCUCUCCAGGUUUUUUAAAAGUUCAACGGAAGCGAUAUAUAUGGUCUGGUUGAAUGCCACAUGGCCGUUAGGUAGAGCCACCGUCGUUUUUAAAGGUAAGAGAACUUUGAAACUCGUGGGUUUGAUAACAAUAUACAGCAAUAUACAUAUUGUUGUCAAUUUCAUUAGUUAAGACUGCUAACUAAACAUAUCUUUAUGUGUUCACGUUAAUUAAUAAUGUCGAAAAAGAUAACCAUUCUAAAGUACGUGGAAAUAGAGCUUAAUGACAAUACUAAUGUUAAACCAUAUUACCGAAAUAUUGUUGUAUAAUUAAGUUAUAAAAAUUGUUAUCAUCUGACAUUUCAGAUGACUAAAUAUAUUUUGCCUCUUCUAUGCCAAUUGAUUGGUUCUUUCUACUUAAAUUAUUAGUUGAAAUAGUAUUAUGUCUUACUGUAAAAAUAUUAUUACUAUUUAUUAUCAACCCACAUUUAGGAGAAAACCAGUAUUGUUGAGAAAACAAUGUCUUAUGUGUUAUAAAUUUGAUUCUUUAAAUUUACAAUUUAUUUUCUUGUUUGACAAGAACAAAUAGGACACAAAAAGAACGUUGCUGGGUGAUACUAUAAAAUACGAAAAUCGUUUUCACACAUUUUCUUCGAAUUAUUUGCAUAAUAUAAUAUUAUUUAAGAGACAUCAACUUAUUAUACAAGUAAAGGGUUGUGGAGAAGUUAAAAAUAUCAAAGACUUUUUAACAGAAGGAGAGAAGUCCACGAUUUUGUUGUGUUAAAAAAUAAGAACACCCGGUACAUAGGGGUUCUGUGCAUGCUAAGAGAAACCAAAGGUUGUGUGUAAAUGCGAAUAAUCGUGGUUUGUGGUUAGAAAUCGUUACUACGCGCUUAGUUAUAGAAAGACAUUAGGGGCUCUGUGUAGGUGGAAUAAAUCAAUGGUUCAUUAUGAACGAUAAUAAUAGUAUGUACGUAAGAUGAUGACCAAUAAUGUACUUUAGAUCAUUAAACACAUAAAUAUGGGAAGAUUGAAGAGGUCAGUACAUAAUGAAAAUGGGGUACGUAGAAAAAGGGUUAGCAGCUUUGUUAAUGAAAGAAAUAAGAUAUUUCCUGUAUAUAAGAAGGAAGAAAUGUUCUACACAUGUAGAAUGAGUCAAUGGAUCUGGAUACUUCUGUAAUUCAGAAGUUUUGUGUAAGUAGGUUGUGAGUUAUGGGACUUCUAUAUAUAUAACAAGUCGAGUUCUGUGUUGGUGGAUAAGCUAGAGUUUUGUGUUGUAAAAUGAGUCAGGAUUAUUGUGUUGUGAGAUGGACUGAAGAUUCUAUAUUUAAAGAUUACGCUGGGAGUUUGUUUUUGUGAGAGGAGUUAGGACUUCCAUGGGUGCGGGAAAAAGAUUACUUAUGUACAAGUAGAUGCACCGGGUUUUAUGAUUAUAGGAUGAACUAGGAAUUGUGUGUUUUUUGGAUGAGUCAGGAGUUCCGUGUACGUGGAUAUACUCAAAAGUUCUGUAGACGACAAUCGAUAAUUUUGGGCACGAAGAGAGUGAUGGCGAGGAACGUGCACAAUGAAAGAGAUGUAGACAUAGUUCAAGUACUUUGUUCUAUGUUGUUUGAAAUAUAUCAUAUUCAUCAAUUAAAGAUAUUGUACAAAUAGCUUGAUCUGUUACAACAUACAAAAUUGUCAACAUUUUGAGUAAUUGUGAGCUUUUAUUUACAAUUUCUACAGCUUAAAUCAGUUUAAAACAUACAUUUCUGUUGAGAGAAACCUGGUACUGCGUACUUACACUUUUAGAUUCAUAAGAAAAUACAAAGUAAAAAAAAUAGUAAACUUCAAAGUUUCGUUUUUUUUUGUUUCUAAUAAAGAAUGAUUUCCAAUAGGUAUUUAUUUUGAUGUUUAAUGUGUAUUUUGAUAAUUGUUAUUUGCAUAUAUGUAUCGCCUCCACAUCUUCUUUUGAGAUCCAGAAUUUUAUAAACUAAUAACAAAAGUAACCACAAAUUUGCAAAAUUGCUUCGUUAAUUCAGAUAACAAAACUUUGUUAAGUUACUGGAAUUUAAGUCAACAGAAUUAAGCAGUGAUAAUUUAUUUAUUAUUAUAAACUACUUAAAAGUUUAGUAAAUAGAUAUUUCUGUGCUGUUAAGGCAUGUCUAGAUGAGAAUCCUAUCGGUAUUGUCGCGUCGAAUUGUUCAUCUUUGUUUGUGGACGUGUUUAUUGGCUGUAGAGUAAUUAAUCAAAAUCCAAGUCAUUGUUCUCUCCACACUACUGGUAUGUGAGAAUUGUUACUUUUAAGAACAUACUACGUAUUGUAUUGAUAGGCCCUUAAGUUAAAACUUUUGCCCUCUUUAUAAAACCUCUAACAAUCCUAAAAAAGAGAAACCUGUUGAAAGAACUUUCAAUCAAUACAAAACUUAAAAAAAUACGAUGCCAUAUUAAUUAGCUGAUGUUGUUCAAAGCUUAGAAUUGAUAUGUACAUAGUACAUUCCACAGUUAUUACAAUUCUUCCAUAGUUUCACAUCGAUUAUGUACUAUUGCCAUCCCCGGAAUACAAAUCUCAAAGCUACUACUGUAUUUUCAAGUGAUAAAUAAAUAUAUAUUUUUUUCUCU